AUGAAUAUGGCUCAUGUUAUAAAUCAAACCAAUUCAAUUAUGACUGGAGAAAUGUCUAGAGAUGAAAUGGCACACGAAUUAAAUAUUACAUCUGAUGAUAUUGCGAAAAUUAAAGAAAUUGUUACUAAAUAUAUUCAGUACCCUGAAUUUAGAACAAUUUUAAUUAAAACUUUAGAUGAUUUUGAACCAGGUAAAGAAGAAGAACCUAAGAAUGAAUCAAAAUUGAAACCAAAGAAUAAACAUACUAAAAAGAAAAAGAAGGAAAUCCAUCAAUUAUCAAAAACAACAAAUAAUAAUUUGAAUAACAAGGAUGAUGAUAAAUUAGAGAAAAUAGAUGAAGAAAUAAAACUGGAAAUUGAUGCUAAUAUAAUUGAAGAAAAACGAAUCAAUAAAGAAUUGAAUAUUUUUUUCAAAGAAUUAAUAUUUUAUGAAAAACAAGCUGAAAAAGCAAUUGAAAAUUCAUGUUCAUUUGCAUUAUUACCUACUAUAUCACCAUUAAAAGAUGAUUUUAUAAUUAGAGGAAAUCAUGAUAAAAAAAGGGUUUUUAAAUUAAUUCAAAUUCAAGAAUAUUUUAUCCAAAUUGGAGUUCCUUUUAAAAGAUGGCCAUAUAUUAUAAGUGAUUAUCUAAUAGGUGAAGAUUUAGAAAAUAAUUAUCAAUUAUUGAUAAGUGAAAAAUUAAAAACCGGAGAAUUAUUAGAAUGGAAAGAAAUUGCAGAAAUGUUUAUUAAAACUACAAAUUUAAAUAAAACCAAUCGUCAAUUAUGGAUUAAAUUAGUUGGAAAUAAACCAAAACCUGGUCAAAAAGUUGUUGAAUAUUUAGAUAAAUCUUUAGAAAUUUUGAUACUUACUGUUAAUUUUAAAAAUAGAGAUAAACCUAUUAGAAAUAUAAUAUUAGGACAUUUAGAAAGAUUUUUUGAAUCUAAAUUAAAUCAAGAUGAACUGAUUUUUGAAGAAAAGGAUAUUUCAUUGUUUUUUAUUAAAUUACGAGAAUUAUUUCAAUAUGAUAAAUUUCCUUUACAUAGUGAAAAACAUAAAUGA
Molecule: messenger RNA, 1038 nt
Organism: Candida tropicalis MYA-3404
Lineage: Eukaryota; Fungi; Ascomycota; Pichiomycetes; Serinales; Debaryomycetaceae
Exons: 1
Coding region: 1-1038 (345 amino acids)
Source: RefSeq, a predicted model, not a curated record